ACCCCAGAAACAAACAAAACAAAAAUGGAGGAAAAGGAAAAUUUUGCUAAAUUUCACCCAUCAGAUCACACUGCAAUAAUCAUAAUAAUGCUGUUUCUCUUCCAACAUCUUUUCUGAAUUCUCAUCACUCUCUCUCUCUCUCUCAAAAGUCUUGUGACUGUGAGUGACACAAGAAGAGAGAGAUUCAGAUCACCACCUACCACAGUUGAGUUACACACCUUGCACACAGUUCUUCACAUUUUGACAUUACCCUUUUGCUUCUCUGUGAAAGAGGUUGACAAAGAUUGAAACUUAACUCAUCAAAGCUUGGUGGGUAUUGAUCAUUUUUGUCACCUUGUGUCAUUACAUGAAGAUUCUCAACUUGGGUGUUCAAAAUGCUGCUCAAUGAGGAUGAAAAGUUGCAUCAUGUUGCUGUUGAUAUAGACAAUGGCGGUGGUCACCGGAGCUCUGAAGGGUGUUCCGGCGACCGGGAGGAGGAGGAGCGAAGGGGGUGUUCUGAUGGUUCUGGUGCUGAGAUUGUGGGAGUGUGUGAAAAGGAGAGAGGAAGAGGAUCCUCUGCUUCAGAUUCAGAGUGUUCUGUGGAGGUGGUGGAUCUGGAAGGUGGUGGAGAGGAAGUCACAGAUGGGAAGGUGCAUUUGGCUAAGGUGGAGAGGGAUUGCAGGAUUUGCCAUCUCAGCAUGGAUAUGAGUAUGAGCAAUCAGGAAUCUGGUACUCCCAUUGAGCUGGGGUGUUCUUGCAAGGAUGAUUUGGCUGCUGCUCACAAACAGUGUGCUGAGGCUUGGUUCAAGAUCAAGGGUAACAAAACUUGUGAAAUCUGUGGAUCAAUUGCACACAAUGUAGCUGGCGCUAUUGAAGUUCAAAUGACAGAACAGUGGAAUGAGGCAAAUGAUCCUUCUUUGGCCCCACCAACUGGACCUGCACCCCCGGCCGAAACUCGAAAUUUCUGGCAAGGUCACCGGUUUCUGAAUUUCCUGUUAGCCUGCAUGGUCUUUGCUUUUGUUAUAUCCUGGCUUUUUCACUUCAAUGUUCCCUCUUGAAUUCCAGAGGAUGAAGCAGGUAAGAUGAUGGAGGGUUAUUUAGAACACACUGGUAUCAAACUCAAUACCAUGUGUCUCCAUAGUUGUAUUAGUAGCUGGUAUUUUACAUGUAUGAUGUUCAUAUGUGUAUUUUUCCUGUACUUUUCUUAUUUUGUUCAACCAGGAAUGGUAUCAUGGAUGGUUAUCUUUCUUUCCUGAGUUAAAUUUGUAUAUCAUUGUAGUGUUUUCUCUGCAUCAUGUGGAAAUUAUAUUGGAAUGGAUAUACAAGCUGGACAUGUGGAGAAAAUAUAUAUUUGAUGUUUGUGUUUA
Molecule: messenger RNA, 1346 nt
Organism: Lotus japonicus
Lineage: Eukaryota; Viridiplantae; Streptophyta; Magnoliopsida; Fabales; Fabaceae
Exons: 2
Coding region: 375-1037 (220 amino acids)
Molecular function (GO): zinc ion binding
Source: RefSeq, a predicted model, not a curated record